Messenger RNA from Paramecium octaurelia, 783 nucleotides. Lineage: Eukaryota; Ciliophora; Oligohymenophorea; Peniculida; Parameciidae. The record is from the annotation of a GenBank genome assembly.
AUGGAUUAUGAAAACUUGCUUCAAAAAUAUCCGACUUCCUCUUAUGCAAAAACACAAAGGUCUUCUAGUGUCAAUCAAAACUCUCAAAAGUAGGAAAGCUCUCAGCAAAUCAAACCUCAAACAUUAUUAAAAAAAUUGGAAGAAAUCCUCCAAUAGAGACAAUAAUAACUCAACCAAGAGAAGUCGAAAAAGAAAAAGAAUACGCAACACAAGGGAGAGUACACAGAAAGGAUAUCCGAAAAGAAGAAUGUUUAAAAAUUAUUAGAAAAUUAAAAAUGGAAGGCCGAUUUACAAAAUUUUGUAUCUGUUUCAAAAUAACGCUUAUAUAGGUUACUGAGAAAAAGGAAAGAAAAAGCGCUUAUCCUAACUUGAUGUCAUUAUAGCCAUCCACUUAAAAUUUAUUUGAUAUGUUCUCUCAAGAUAGUAAUAGCAGAAAUCCCACAACAACAGCUAGAAGCAAAAAGGGUGAAGGUUCUCCAAAAAAAGGAAGGGCUAAUGUAUUUUUAUUCUGUUAAAUCAUUUAUAGUCUAUUAUGGAAGGAUGCAAUCUCAAUGAAAGAGAUAAAGGAACAUUGAUAAAAUUGAAUCAGCAAUUAUAAAUUUAGAAUAACCACUUAAAUGAAUAGCUAAAGUUUGAACAGAGCCAAAACACGAAGCUAAGUUUAUAGAUGAUCAGUAUGAAUGAUUAAAUCACAUUAUUAACGAAGUAUUAUUUAUUUUUGUUUAGGGUAAUUAAAAGAGAGUUAGAAACAAGUAGAGUAUCGAGAUAAGGAGAGUGAGGAGA